Messenger RNA from Lobosporangium transversale, 789 nucleotides. RefSeq lists its product as hypothetical. The transcript is spliced from 3 exons. The coding region runs from base 86 to 742 and encodes 218 amino acids. The record is from RefSeq and is a predicted model, not a curated record. NCBI's taxonomy places the organism in Eukaryota, Fungi, Mortierellomycota, Mortierellomycetes, Mortierellales, Mortierellaceae.
CAUUCCACAAGGAUUCAAGUAAAGGACGAAGGUUGACAGACAGGAGUUGAUCACACAGAGAAGAAUAAAAAAUAAAUAAAUAAUAAUGUCAAAGCAACUUUGUUCACCACCACCACCAGAGGAGGCCACUGAUAUUGCACCACCACCACCUGCCCCUCCUCCAUUUCCUCCACCACCACCAGAGAUUUCUGAUAUAUUGCCUCCGUCUCCUCCACCACCUCCUCCUUCAGGCCCAGACGGCUUGAAGGAGGUGGAGCCCAAUGUGGAAACUGAGGUGCUUUCAAAUAUCAAGACUUCAGAAGCGUUAGUGGAUCCGCCACGAAGGAAGCGGAGAUUUUCUCCUCCUGAUCAGGACUCCUGUUCCAUUAACUCAACAGACCAUAAUAACCCUUUGAAAGACAAGGAAGCUCACAGUGGCGGCUAUCACAAGGCAGAUAUGCCUUCUUUAUCUUCCAAACCUAAAUCAGAACGGUCUAUGGGGCCUGGAUCAAUCCAAAAAACAAUACCAAUACCACCCCUUUCAGCAAACCGAUGGGAAAAGACGGCUUUCGUUGGAGACAAAAGUGGAGAAAAGCGGAUUAAGUUUUUACGCCUGAUGGGGCUAGGAAAGACCACAGCGAUCGAAGCUAAACCAGAGUGUCCGGAAGAAGCUUCAAGGGACGCGGCUGAACGACAGCAACAGAUGGCAAACAUGGAAAGACAAUAUGAGCAAGGACGUAGACGCCAGCACCGGUUUACCUAAGGCAAUCCUAUCAAUGUACUUGAUCGGAUAGUCUUUUUUUUUUUUUU